UCAUAAGCACGAAACGCACCACGAAACGGCCGUCUUCCCUUCCUCCUCCCGCGCGCGCGCACCAUCGAGAGAGACGAAACAGAGCGAAACCCUAUCCCUACCCCUAGAUUCGGUGACGGAGGUGAUGCAACGGAGCGGCAAGGACGUGCAGGGGAUGGCGGCGCCACACGUCGCUCUCCAGGAGCUCCAGAACGGCGGAGGCGGCGCCGGCCGCGACGACUUCUUCGAUCAGAUGAUCUCCGGCCUCGCCCCCGCCUGGCCGCCGGGGCUGGGGGACCCCAAGUUGCUCUUCGGGGCUGGCGUCGGUGGGAAGGCGCCGGAGGUGGCGUCGGCGGCAGAGGGAGUGCGCUACGUGCCCUACGACGAGUCCUCGCUGCUGGCCUCGCGGCUCCGGCAGCAGGAGGCCAGCAGAGGUGGGGGCUCGCUGACGGAGACGUCGAUGCUGCUGCAGCUGGGUCAGCACAGUCACCACCAGGCGCAGCAGCAGUUGCUCCUUCAGUCGAUCGCGCAACCGCCGGCGGCCGGCGGUGGAGAUUCGAGGGGCUUUCUUCCGCUGCCGCUCUCCCUCGGGAGCGGCGGUUCCGGGGAUUCCGGCCUCCUCGUCGACAGAUCCCGAGACGAAGUCGAUGCGCCCUUCAAAUCCCCCCAUCUCACCGAGGCGGAGGGGCUUUACAGCAAUGGAUUCGGGGGAUCGCUCCAGCGGGCGAUUCAAGCGCCUACCCAGCAGCAGCUUCUCCAUCAUCCCCAGAACUACGGGAUGGGGCAGGGCACCAGGACGGGGACGGCGGCAGCUUCGGCACCCGCUUGCGGGGUCACGGCGCCGCCGAGGCCGAGGGUGAGGGCGAGGCGAGGGCAGGCGACGGAUCCACAUAGCAUUGCUGAAAGACUUCGGAGGGAGAGAAUCGCGGAGAGGAUGAAAGCCCUGCAGGAGUUGGUGCCCAACGGCAAUAAGACGGACAAGGCAUUGAUGCUGGAUGAGAUCAUCGACUACGUCAAGUUCCUCCAGCUCCAAGUCAAGGUCUUGAGCAUGAGCAGGUUGGGCGGAGCGGCGGCGGUUGCGCCCCUCGUGGCUGAUAUGUCUUCAGAGAACGGGGCGGCAGUCGAUGGCGUGGUGGGCGGCGACGACGGCAGCAUGACGGUGGCGGAGCACCAGGUGGCGAAGCUGAUGGAGGAGGACAUGGGGUCGGCGAUGCAGUACCUCCAGGGGAAAGGUCUCUGCCUCAUACCCAUCUCCCUCGUCUCGGCGAUCUCCUCGGCCGCCGCCUGCCAUCCCCGGCCUCCUGGCUCCGGCUGCCUCGGUCAGCUCAACCGCCCGACGCAUCAUGCAGCUGGCGACGCACCUGCAUCGCCGACCAUCUCCGCGCUGACAGUGCAGUCCACUAACGGCAGCGGCACGGAAGCCGACGCCCCAUGGCCGGCCGGGAGCAAGGACGGAGCCGCCAUUCCUUGAGAUGAGGAAGGCCCACGUCAAAGCUCUCUCUUUUGGGUAUCUUCAUCCUCCAUUAGCUUUUCCCUUUCCUUCAUGUCUAUCUGUUAUCGACUUUACUUUGCUUUCUCUUUCCUCAUCAUUCACAAGCAUGCCUUUCCAUUUGAUUUCAUUGGAAGCUUGUCGUUUUCAUGUAGAUGGAUGGGAUUUUGCAGUAGAUAAAUCAAUAUAAUACAGUGGUGGGGUUGGAGGAGAAUGUGGUGAGGGGGCAAGGAAUGAUGGUGGUGGUGAUAAACUAAAGGAGAUGUGGAGCGGAAAGUGUUUGGUAGUGGAAGUCGAGUAAGAUGUAGUGCGUUAGUCUAUUAUUGGCUUGGGAGUGAUGACUUUAUUUAUUGUCGGUUUGAGGGGGAAGAUAGGGUUUCAAGUUCUUAACACUAGAAUGAUUUUGAUUUGUUGGGUUUUCAGGUGAGACUUAAUGCAACAGUGAUUAUUAACUCA
Musa acuminata subsp. malaccensis (wild Malaysian banana) is the source of this 1924-nucleotide messenger RNA. Lineage: Eukaryota; Viridiplantae; Streptophyta; Magnoliopsida; Zingiberales; Musaceae. The record is from RefSeq and is a predicted model, not a curated record.